Molecule: messenger RNA, 1305 nt
Organism: Aspergillus niger
Lineage: Eukaryota; Fungi; Ascomycota; Eurotiomycetes; Eurotiales; Aspergillaceae
Exons: 1
Source: RefSeq, a predicted model, not a curated record
UGGUACCCUCUCACUGGCGGCAUCGGAUUCGGACGUAUUCGCAUCUCCAUUCUUUUCCGGCACGUUGAGACCAGACUGCCCCCGCAAAUGCUCGGCUGGGAUGUCGGUACCUUCCAUUUCGUUUCCGACAAGAUCACCGUGCAGGGCUUCAACCAUCGCUGCAAGAUUCGGCUUCGCACCGGCGGCAGCAGCGGCAAGAUCACUCGUCAUGUGUGCCAUGUCCAAGGAUCUAACAUGACCUACGACCUCUCCAGCGAGGACUUCCGACGCGCCAUUCGCCUCCCUGUCAAGCACCGCUACCGAUCACCUGUCGUCUUCGAGUUCCAACAACAAGGCCACCAUCACACAACCGCUUAUGCCGUCUAUUGGCUCCAGCACAUGGCCGACAACGAAGAAACCCCCAUUGACAUUCCCAUCUGGGUAACCAAGAACGGCAAACGACUCACCCAAAACUACAUCACCGAGCAGAACUGUCACAUCAAACGCAGCCCGGGCCUCGAGGACCUACACGAGGUUGGCCGCCUGCAAUUCCACGGCUUUUUCAGCCCCGGCAUCGACGACUCCCACGAACAAUACGUCAUCGAUAACGAAUCCCGCGAGACGUUCGAAACCUGGGAAGCCUGCAUUGCUCAGGGUGUCCGCGAACGCCGCAUCUCUUCCGACAUUCCCGAGGAUCUCGAGAAAUUGCACGAACAAUCCCUCCUCGACGGCCGCGACAUCCUCAAGCACGCCGAGCCCCGCGAACGCCGCCGCUGGAUUGACAAGCAAGGCCAAGAUUGGAGCGGCGCUUUCGGCCACGACCCCGGCGCCUACCUUAACAACCACGGUCACCAAGUUGCCGAACCGGGACGCGAGACACCUCCUCACGAUCCGGUGAACCCGCCGCCCACUGUUGCCCAGUCCUACGGCACCAUGCACGCUGAAGAAGCGCAGCACCAAAACUCCCAAGAACAAGAGCAAGAAGAGAAAGAGGCAUCCUCCUCAUCCAGCGAAACCGAGGACGACAACGACGAUGAUCACUACCCCCAUCAACAGCAACGCGUCUCACAAAGUACAGCGUCCACUGGCGGCGGGAGCAGCAGUGUCGGGCCCCCCAGCCUCAACAGCAUAGAUGACGGAGCCCUGAAGAAGGCGAAUAAACGCAGCGAGGAGCGUCAACAUCGCGGUAAGAUGCAAUGGAGACCUGUUCGGAAUGCAGUGUUUGCGCGUGAUGAGGCUAAGUAUUCGCUAAGGAAGGUGAAGAGGAAGUUUACGGGUGAUUUGGCGGGUCGGGAGCCGGAUAUUGAGACGGAGACGGGGACUUAG